GUCACUAUGACGUUCUCGAAAGCGACGAGGCUCUUCUCGCGCUGGAGCAAUUCCGGUAAAAGCUCCUCCUCCUCGUGUGAUUCACGUGCGGUUAGCUCAGCGACUGCGCGGAAGAGCCUGGCUUGCGAGGCUAGUCCAGACUAUAGAAUUCGCGCGCUUUCUGGUCUGGAAGUUCGAGGCUAGGUGUCAUCACACACAAACACACACACACACAAACACACACACACACACACACACACACAAACACACACGCACGCGCAUGUUAAUUAAUAGGUAAGACUCCAGUUUGCAUACACAAAGUCCCGCCUUUCAAAAAAAGACUCAGACAAGAUGUGCAUGACCACGAUGGCAAUGACAAGCUGUGGUGUCUGUAAUAACAGUAAAAGGAUGAAGGAAGGAGGUGAAACACAAAGAUGGGAGUCUGUGCAUAUAGUGAGUGCAUGCACACUGAAUGGUUUCUAUUCCAACAUGUUGUCAUGCAUAUCAAUAUAAAUGUGAGCAUGUAAUCCGAUUGUAUACAUUAUAAGCAGAGCAAUCAGUCUAAUUAAGUACCUAAAAUGUGGAUGUCAAAGGGCAUUAUUGAUGGCUGAUUUAUGGGAUCAAUAAUCCAAUUCAGGGAAACAAAACGGUGGUCCUAAAUUACGUUAUAAAGAUUCUAUCAAGGCUAAUAUGAAAUCUUGUGGGAUUGACUUCCUGCAUUUUGAGAAACUAUCCAGUGAUAGAACAAACUGGAGAUCUCUCUGCCAUUCAUCACUCCAACAGUUUGAAGAAAAUCGUAUUAGACAUCUUCAAGCUCAACGUCAGAAACGGAAAGAACAAAUUGUUCCUACCAACAAGUCAUUUGUUUGUCAAUCUUGUGGAAAGGAAUGCCGUUCAAAAGCAGGUGUUAAAUCCCACCAGAGACACAGAGGACACUAAAGAGAGUCAUCACUGUUAUCAGUGGACAUGCCAUCAUAUAUGUAUAUAUGUAUAUACAAUGUAACAUACACUUCUCUCAAUCACUUUAAGUAUUCAAACUAUUUGAUUCUAAUGCCAAAGUGACGUCAUGAAAUUGAGUGGAAUUUCAAUCUCACGACUUUGAAAUAUUUAGUGGCCAUCUACUCACAGACUGUUUCAUACCCCAACGCGCAAGUUAUGUGCAUCUCUAUUGCACAAUGAAGAACACAUGGCGUCAAGACUCACCACAUACCUACAACCCCAGUCUUACACUCUGUAACAACCACUAAGGUCGUGCGAGAAACCAAACGUAUGGAGAGAGCGAGAACCAAUUACCUGAAGUGAGUAAAUUAUUCAAACUUGAUUAUCAUGUUGAACACCUAGGGGUGCAGGUGUGGUCGUUCCACUUUUGAUAAUCUCUAUCGAGGCAAUUGACACACAAAACUGGUCGCAUUCUCGCAUCUCACAUUCCUUCCCGGCACUUACAGCCUCCUAAUUGAGGCGGCAGGUCUCACACGUGCUAAUAUCAUCCGCCCCGCCCACACCCAGUAAAGCACUUUGAUCCAUUAGUCGCAAUUUCUCCUUCACCACGCGAGGAAUGCGACCGUUUUAUGCGCUAGCGACGGCAAUUUGUGCUUGCCAGACGACGAGCGUACGCAGAAAGGAGGUCUGAUGUUAUGCGGUGAUGAGUGUGUGGAAGAUAAAUAUGCUUAUAGGUGUCGAGUACAAGGGCAAUUAACCAAUAGUAAUGCCCUCAGGGCAAGUGACAUUGACUCGCAAAGAAAAUAGCUGUCAUUCGCAUUUAGGGCAUCACUCUGUGCGGGUAGACAAGCAAGACAAGCUGUAAGCAUUGAUGGCGUCAUCACCAGCUUUCUGCCUCCUUCUCGCGUUUCUCUCUCUUCUCCCCGUUGCAUCGGCUGUCUACUCCGAUUGCUCGCUAGACGACGAGUCGUUCGAGUUGAGAGUCAGUAAAGUACUAGCGCAUGAGAGAUGGUUCACACCUGCUGAUUACAACAGAACGAGGGGAUGCGCUGCAAAGUCUAUAGCUUUGUCGUGGCAGAAAGCAUGGACGUCGGGCCGCAAACGCACGCAAUUAUUCUCCACGGAAGUGAUCCGGAUGUCUCAAGCAAAGGCGACAAGAAGCGAGAAGAAACGCCGCUUCAGGCGCAGGAUAUUCUUGCCCGAUGAUCGCACUUGUAUCAGCGCCAAGCGCCAGGCGAAAGACUACCCAUUUUCGUCAGUUGUUAAGGUGUCGACCGGCUGUACAGGCACUUUGGUCGCACCCAAGUAUGUCCUCACUGCAGCUCAUUGUAUCCACAACGGCUCACACUAUCUGCCUGGGCACAGAAACUUGUACGUCGGAUUUCUCCGUCCGAAAGGUACAUUCCGGUGGGUGAAGGUGGAGCGCACGUUCUUGCCAUUCGGAUGGCGCCUGCACGAGUACCGGAAUAUCGGACCGCAGUAUGACUACGCAGUUCUGGCUCUCGCGACGAGAUUACGUCGUGAUCCUAUUCCUAUCGGACUGGCUCACUUAUCUGGGACCACCAAUCUCCCCCACAUCUAUUUCUCUGCAUAUCCGGAUGAUAAGCCGGGCAACUCAUUGUGCUACAGAUCGUGCAGCAUCACCAGAUACAAUACCGAGUUGUUGUACUUCACAUGUGAUGCGAUGCCGGGCAGCUCGGGUGCCGGUGUAUACACAUUCAUCUGGAAUCCUACCACCAGGACGAAUGAACGGAGGGUGAUCGGUGUUUUCUCUGGAAAUCGAUAUGUCAACAUCGAGGGUGAGCGAAAAAACUUCAAUGUCGCCAUUCGACUUCCGUCGUUCAAGUUCAAGCAGGUGUGUGAGUGGCUGGAAGGAUAUGAAUGUAAAAUGAAUGAAACGAGUAACAAGAUUGAUUCAGAAGAGCUGACGACAUGACGUUAAUUAGUUAAUGAUAUCAACCUAGCCAUCCAGUUGGCUAGAGUACUUACAUGUUGAUCAUACAUAAAGACAUGGAUUGGUUGUAUGGAGAGGAAAGUUGUUCGUAUUCUAUACCGAGUUAUUCCCCUCUGUAAAUCGGUUUCCUCUUUUCUCUAAAUGCUGCUAGACCUUCCAGCCUGUCUGUGGUUGGGAUAAUCUAUAAUUAAAUAAGAGCAGAACAAUAUGAACUUAUGGUAAACAUA
This is a messenger RNA of Corticium candelabrum, 3099 nucleotides long. RefSeq names its product serine protease 23-like. The transcript is spliced from 4 exons. Gene Ontology annotation, molecular function: serine-type endopeptidase activity. The record is from RefSeq and is a predicted model, not a curated record. NCBI's taxonomy places the organism in Eukaryota, Metazoa, Porifera, Homoscleromorpha, Homosclerophorida, Plakinidae. Gene Ontology annotation, biological process: proteolysis. Bases 1790 to 2854 code for a protein of 354 amino acids.